AUUGUUGUAAUAUUAAAUAUGAAGAAGAAGAUAAAGAAGAAUAUGGAGAAAAGAUAGAAAAUGAAUGUAAUUGGAUAGGCAGAUAUUAUGAUAGAGAAAUUAGAGAAAUAAGAAUUGAAGAACAUAUUAAACAAUGUGUUGAUGAAUGUUUUAAUGGAUAUACAAGUUUAACAAAAAUAGAAUUAUCACCACAUCUCUAUAAACUUCCAUUUAAAUGUUUUAAUAAUUGUAAAUCAUUAAUAAAAAUUAAUAUUGAAUAUGUUACAUAUAUUGGAGAUAAUUGUUUUUCAAAUUGUACAAGAUUAAAAGAAAUACGAAUGAAUAAAGACAUUGGAUAUGUUGGGAAAUGUAGUUUUUGGAAUUGUAAAAGUUUAAUAAAUAUCAGAAGUUCAGGGAAAAUACAUAUUUAUCAAAGCAUUCCAUAUUGGGUUUGGAUGAUAUUAAAAGAAGAAAAUAACGAAGUUGAAGAAAUUGAAUAUACAAUUGAAGAUAGAGAAAAAGAUAUUGGAAAUGAUUGUUUUGGUUAUUGUACAAAUUUAACAAAGAUUGAAAUACAUGAAGGAAUUAAAGAAAUUCCAAAAGGAUUUAUGAAAUAUUGUGGACAAAUACAAAGAAUUGAACUUCCACAAAGUAUAACUAAAAUAAACACAGAAAGUUUUAAAGAAAGUAUAAAAUUAAAAGAAAUUAACAUUAAUCCAAAUACAAUAAUAAUUGAAAAAGGAGCAUUUGAAAAAUGUCCAAAUAUUAAUUAUGAAUAA
Entamoeba dispar SAW760 is the source of this 758-nucleotide messenger RNA. RefSeq lists its product as uncharacterized. The transcript has 2 exons. The record is from RefSeq and is a predicted model, not a curated record. Lineage: Eukaryota; Evosea; Mastigamoebida; Endamoebidae. The annotation marks the transcript as partial.